Messenger RNA from Thecamonas trahens ATCC 50062, 1282 nucleotides. Its product is annotated as isopentenyl-diphosphate delta-isomerase, type 2. The record is from RefSeq and is a predicted model, not a curated record. Lineage: Eukaryota; Apusomonadida; Apusomonadidae. The transcript has 2 exons. Gene Ontology annotation, molecular function: oxidoreductase activity; isopentenyl-diphosphate delta-isomerase activity; FMN binding. Gene Ontology annotation, biological process: isoprenoid biosynthetic process. The coding region runs from base 74 to 1234 and encodes 386 amino acids.
GGUGCUGUUCCUGUACCUCCCUCUGCGUCCCCACCUCUCUCUUUCACUCUCUCACCACUCUCAAUUGACCAAUAUGUUCCGUGUUGUGAGCCGUACUGGAGGAAGUGCUGUUGUGCGUGGCCUCAGCAGCGCAGCUGGAUGCCUUGGAAGCGGGACAGGCAGUGCAGCUUCGGACAUGGACAAACUGGAGUUCCUCCUGAACGACGACGGAGAUGCUCUGGACGUUCUCUCCCAGCGGAAGAAAGACCACAUUGACAUCUGCCUCAACAAGGAUGUCGAGCCUGCAGAGUGCUCCCUCGACAACUAUCGCCUUCCCUACAAGGCGCUGCCGGAGAUCGACAUGAAUGCAGUCAGCACCGAGACCAAGCUGUUCGACUGGGACAUCGCCAUGCCGUUUAUCGUGUCGUCAAUGACCGGCGGUGAGGAGCACGGGCGGACGAUCAACACCAAUGUGGCCAAGGCGUGCAACAAGAUGGGCGUCCCGUUCGGCCUCGGUUCGAUGCGAAUCAUCAACCGCUACCCGCAGAUGGUCGAGUCGUUUGACGUCAAGGAGCAUGCGCCGGACGUGCCGAUGUUUGCCAACAUUGGCAUUGUGCAGCUCAACUACGGGUUUGGCGCGGACGAGAUCGCCAACAUUAUCGACUCGGUCGGCGCGGACGGCCUGUUUAUCCAUGUCAACCCGCUGCAGGAGGCUGUUCAGCCCGAGGGCGACGUCAACUUUGCCGGCCUCCUCUCCAAGCUCGAGGAGCUGCUGCCCAAGAUCUCGGUUCCGGUCAUCGUCAAGGAGGUCGGCCACGGCAUGGACCCCGAGUCGGCCGAGGCCCUUGCCCAGAUCGGCGUCAAGGUCAUCGACGUGGCAGGCGUCGGCGGCUCGUCGUGGUCGUGGAUCGAGGGCUACCGCCAGCCCAACUACGACCCGGAGACCAACCUCGGGUACAUUACCCGCGACAUGGGCCUCCCCACCGACCAGUCCAUCAUCUCCUGCCGCGACAUCGAGGGUCUGCAGCUCAUCGCCGGUGGCGGCAUCCGCAACGGCAUUCAGAUCGCCAAGGCGCUCACCCUCGGCGCCUCGUACGCCACUGCCGCCAAGCCCUUCCUCGACGCCUCGCUCGAGUCGGCCGACGCCGUCGAGGCUCUUCUCCGCCGCAUGCAGAAGGAGCUCCAGGUCGCCAUGUUCUCCACCGGCUCGGCAACCAUCGACGAGCUCAAGACCGUCAACGCCAUUCGCCUUUGACGCCCCCGCUCUAGCCAGCUGUAGCGACAAUGAACCCAGCGCUGCGCG